Anopheles cruzii is the source of this 1343-nucleotide messenger RNA. RefSeq names its product syntenin-1-like. Gene Ontology annotation, cellular component: plasma membrane; cytoplasm. Gene Ontology annotation, molecular function: protein binding. Lineage: Eukaryota; Metazoa; Arthropoda; Insecta; Diptera; Culicidae. The record is from RefSeq and is a predicted model, not a curated record. The transcript has 4 exons. The coding region runs from base 312 to 1307 and encodes 331 amino acids.
AACAAAAGUUAAGAUAGAAUACUUUUGUUUGAGAUAAUAGUAGUUGGUUUGGUAUUAAAAAGAGACGAAUGUUAGGCUAUUACAGCGCAAAGUCUCUAUCAUCAUAAGAAGAAAAAAAAUCAAACGGACGUAAAACAGUUAGAAUCUCUGCAGAUGAUUCAUGAUCCUAGGUCCGAUGAUUCAUGAUCCAGUUCUAAAAGAAUAGGUCCCCAGUUCGCUUGACCACCCGCGUUGCAUUUCAGUUGUUAGAGGUGAAGAGAAGUGGUUUGGUUUUAUCCGAUCUGAUAGCGCAGCAGAAAACAUCAUCUACGAUGUCGCUAUACCCGUCGCUGGAGGAUAUGAAGGUGGACCAGAUGAUGCAGCUGCAGAACAGGGUCGUAGCUGCAGCGGCCGCCCAACAGCAACAGCAGCAUAACCAACCAUCGGCCCCAGGUGUUAAAGUCCCUCCGGCUUACAGUUUGUAUCCGAGUUUCAAUGAAACGGAUGUGCCAGAAAAACACGAUGGUGUCAUGGUCAAUGAUGGCGGCCUCAUGUAUCCCGAUCUGCACGAGUACAUGGGGUUGGAACUUUCGAAGGAAAUGAUCGAGGCAAAUCUCUCGCAGUAUCUACCAGCGCAAACGCAGGCCGCUUCCAACGCCAUCGCUCCCCAACAGUCGAUGGUUGCGGUUGUGAACAAUGCAAACAUGGUCGCACCCAUUACCGGUGGCUUCGUGGGGCUUCAGCGUGGUCAGGUGACGAAUGGCAUUCGGGAGCUCAUACUCUGCAAGGGUGGCGACAAGAAAGUUGGCCUCCGAGUACAGGCCAUCAACAAGGGUGUGUUCGUUUGCCUCGUCGUGAAGGACAGCCCUGCGGCAAUGGGCGGUUUGAGGUUCGGGGAUCAAAUUUUGCAAAUCAACGGAAAGCUCGUGGCCGGAUUUUCGGUGGACGAUGUUCACAAGCUGCUGAAGAAGAGUGACAAUAACAACAUUUCGAUUGUGGUGCGCGAUCGACCACUUGAGCGUGCCAUCACGAUGCACAAGGACUCGUCAGGAACGUUUGGGUUCCAGUUUAACAACGGGAAGAUCACCGCCAUCGUGAAGGACUCGUCGGCGGCUCGUAACGGCCUACUGAUCGACCAGCAACUGCUGGAAGUGAACGGUCAAAACGUGAUCGGUAUGAAAGAUAAGGAAAUAACAAAACUUAUCAGUGCUUCCGAACGCACGAUCACUCUGACAAUCGUACCGAGCGUCAUCUACGACGUUAUGAUGAAAAAGCUGUCCACGUCUUGGGUUCGCGGAAAGAUGGAUCACUCCAUUCCGGACUUUUAAGUUUCAGAUCUGCCUUCGAGAAAGAGCGAGAGUGAU